AUGUCGGCUUUGGACACAGCGACCGGCGGUCGGUAUCGUGAACCACGUCUCGUCGUCGUCGGGCACGCGGACGAUAACUCUGCGUUCGGCAUCCAGGCCGUCUUCUCCGUGGUCAGCUUCGAUCUGCUGCAUCAGUUCCUCGCAGCCUACGUGAGUCGCCUCGUCCUUGGCGCGGUCCUCACCGCCGUCACCAUCCUUCUCUGCCUCGUGGAAACCGUGUACGCGCUGCGCUACGCGAAUGCCAUCAUGAGUAGGCUGAAUGUCACAAAAGCGCUGCUGCGGGAGGCUGGUGGCGUGGAGUACACUACGCACGUUUACGUCGGGUCACCAGGCUCCCGCUGCAGCGUAUUGUGGCGGUAUCUCCUACACACGCGCUUGCUCCAGGACCCCAGGCUGGGGUUCUAA
Molecule: messenger RNA, 405 nt
Organism: Aphanomyces astaci
Lineage: Eukaryota; Oomycota; Saprolegniomycetes; Saprolegniales; Verrucalvaceae
Exons: 3
Coding region: 1-405 (134 amino acids)
Source: RefSeq, a predicted model, not a curated record